GCAUUGCUAGGCUCGGCAAGUUCGGCAAGUCAAAGAAUGCUCUGUUUUGCUGGCGAAUAACGUUCAGUUAUUUGCCUUUAGAACAUUUUGUAGGAGGAAUUGAAAUAUUACCAGAAGAACUUGAAGGUUUUUUCGAUGAGUACCAUUUCGCAUGGUUAUUGUUUACCAUACUAGCAGCUGCUACUCACAGCACAACACAAUUGAGGGUUAGCAGUAGACUAUUAUCUUCCUUCAUUUCUAAAGAGUUUAGAAGCUAGUCUCAGUAUUUACACAUUUGCCAGCAGUAUUGUAUUUUGUUUAAGUGUACUAUUUCGCCACGUCGAUGUCAGGGACAACAUUGUCAGUGUACCCAAAUGAUGGGGGGAAGCUGAACAAAAGUCCUGAUGAUGCAGAAUCCGCACGUGAAGCCGAAUCUCCACUCCAAGGUCUAAAGUUGGCAUCGCACGAAGUGCUCGAAAAAGCACAAACGCAAGGAAGGAUAAAGUGUACCAAAUGUGGUGGUUCAAGGAUGUUCUUUUGCUACACGUGUUUCUCAGUAGUGGGUGUCGACGAGGCGGAAAUCCCACAGAUCAAGCUGCCGAUAAAAAUCGACGUAAUCAAACACCCCCAUGAAACGGAUGGAAAGAGCACUGCCGUGCACGCCAAACUCAUCGCUCCAGAUGACGUCAAUAUCUACACCUACCCUUGUAUACCUGAGCUGGAUGGUGACCCCUACAAGACAGUACUGGUCUUCCCUGGAGCCGAUUCAGUGACUAUUGAAGAUAUGCUGCAGCACCUAAAUGAUAUACGGAAAAAUUCAAGCGACGAGCCGUCAGUGAAGAGACUAAAGGUGAGGAGUGGGACAGAGGAGGAGGAGGCAGACCAGACCAGGCAGGAGCAGCAGCAGCAGGAGGAGGAAGAGCAGGAGGAGGAGCAGGAGCAGCCCUGUCCUCUGGAGAGGGUCCUCUUCAUCGAUAGCACAUGGAACCAGACAACCAGAAUCAUCACUGAUGAACGACUACAAGCGCUUCUUCGGGUGGAGUUGAAGACCAGGAAGACGUGUUUCUGGCGUCAUCAGAGGGGCUCUCCAGACACGUACCUGGCUACCAUAGAAGCCAUUUAUUACUUCCUGAAAGAUUAUCACACGCUAUGUCUUUUAAAGGACUACAGCGGUGAAUACGACAACCUGCUCUUUUUUUACUCUUAUCUUUAUAAACUUAUUAACAAAGCCAAAGUAUCUGCUGGGAAAAUAUAAUCGAUCAGCAGCUGGAGAUUACAGGUGAACACUGUCAGAAUUUCAACUAUCAAGAGGCUCCAGGGCCCAGACAAACAUACAAGAUUCAAAGGGACACCUUAUCCUGAACCCAAACCAACGGUUCAUUCCAGUAUCUUAACUCCUGUCCUCCCUUGUGCGUGCUUGAGGCUUCAUGAUGACGUCACGUCAUUGACGACAAAAGUUUAAUUCAAUAUCUGGCAAAAAGUGCAAUUCAAAGGUAAUUUUCUCGUUUGCAGUUGGGAUGUGGAAAGUUGUUGUGGCUAGGCUGACAGCGGGGAAACUUAAUUGUUAUCUCAUCUGAGGCAGGGACAUCAGCGAAGUGCGAGGCAACAAGCAUGGGUCAAGAACAGGAGUUAGGAUAAUUGAGUCUACGCAUCAUCUGAUGUACUGUGCAUAGCCUACUGUACAGAAAGACAUGUCACAAACACAAACGUCACAAUGGCUGUCAUAGUGAAAUACUUUUAUUUACAAAUCAGAAAAUGCAUGCACUUCAUUAAACUGUUCAUGGCUGUUCAAUUUUGA
Molecule: messenger RNA, 1777 nt
Organism: Engraulis encrasicolus (European anchovy)
Lineage: Eukaryota; Metazoa; Chordata; Actinopteri; Clupeiformes; Engraulidae
Gene: dtwd1
Product: DTW domain containing 1
Exons: 4
Coding region: 323-1234 (303 amino acids)
Biological process (GO): tRNA modification
Cellular component (GO): nucleus
Molecular function (GO): tRNA-uridine aminocarboxypropyltransferase activity
Source: RefSeq, a predicted model, not a curated record